AUGGCCUUGACAAUUUCCCGAGUCUCUUUUGAGCAUUACCGUACUGCCCUGGGGAUUGCCGAGACUGAACCACGAAUCUCUUGGAGAUUUGAUGGAGACGUUGCGAAUUGGGAACAGAGCUCAUACGACAUUGAAGUUACUCGGAGUAUCAAGGCUGAGUCUAAAUCCUUUUCUUUCAAUUCUUCCGAUUCACUUUACCUUCCUUGGCCGGACGCGCCCCUAGACGAAGCCGAACUUGCACAUCUUAGGGUUCGCGCGCAUGGGAUUCAGUCCUCAACACCCUGGUCCGAUUGGGUGUCUGUCGAAACAGGUCUCUCCAAGAAAAGCUGGGAGAAUGUCACACCCAUUGCUUCAACCAUCAAGGUCAACGUGAGUGAACCGAAAAGGCCUGUGUACUUCAGAAAGGACUUUGCAGUACCUGAUAGUUUCGAAUCGGCGAGGCUUUAUAUCACCGCGUUAGGUAUUUAUGAAGCCGAGAUCAACGGGAAGCGAGUCGGAGAUCACGUCUUAGCCCCAGGGUGGCAGUCGUACCAUCACCGUCAUAUAUAUGACACGUAUGACGUUACUGACCUUAUUACUCCCGGCGCGAAUGCGGUUGGAGCACUGGUUGGUGAAGGAUGGUAUGCGGGACGCUUAGGGUUUGGCGGAGGACAACGAAAUGUUUACGGGAACUCAACGGGUGUCUUGGCGCAACUUCACAUCAAGUUGAGGAAUGGCACUGUGUCCAAGGUUUAUACCGACACGAGCUGGAAGUCAGGAUUCGGACCAGUUGUUGACGGAGAGAUCUAUGAUGGAGAACAUUAUGACGGUAAUCUCGAAACUGAGAUUAAAGGAUGGUCAGAGCCCGGAUUCGUCGACGCAUCCUGGUACGAUACUUGCGCCCUUCCAUCACUUGACAGGGUACUCGUCCCGCCAGACCAACCUCCUACCCGACGAAUUCAAGAGGUCAAACCAACAGAGUUCUUCAAGUCACGAUCUGGGAAGCAGCUUGUCGACUUCGGCCAAAAUCUGGUCGGUUGGCUGCGAUUAAAGGUUGACGGGCCUGCCAACACAACUAUCACAUUGAGGCAUGCAGAAGUUUUAGAAGACGGAGAACUGGCCCUCCGACCGCUUCGAAAAGCCAGGGCCACAGAUACAGUCAAGCUAGGCGGAAAGGGCCUUCUUGAGUGGGAGCCGAAGUUUACUUUUCACGGUUUCCGCUAUGCUCAGAUUGAUGGAUGGCCCGAGGAAACAUCGCUGGAUGAGAACAGUGUUACAGCGAUUGUUGUCCAUACUGAUAUGGAGGAAACGGGCUACUUUAACUGUUCACAUGAACUGUUAAACAAAUUCCAUUCCAACGUUCGCUGGUCAAUGAAGGGAAACUUUCUUUCUAUUCCUACGGAUUGUCCUCAGCGUGAUGAACGUCUUGGAUGGACUGGAGACGCCCAUGCAUUUUGCCCGACAUCCAACUAUCUCUUUGACACAGCAUCAUUCUGGAAGAGCUGGCACAAGGAUGUGUGGUCUGAAAUGGCUAUUAAUGAUACCAUGAUUGCCCCGUUCUUCGUCCCUACCGUUCCCUCGGCAUUUGGGACACUGCCAGCUCCUGCUUCAGUAUGGGGAGACGUCGUAGUCUCUAACCCAUGGAACAUCUAUCAAGCAUUUGGUGACAAAGGACUUUUGCAGGAACAUCUUUCUCAGUCCCAAGGCUGGAUAGAUAAAGGUAUUCCCAGAAAUGAGGUCGGUCUAUGGAAUCGCAGUACUUUCCAGUUUGGGGAUUGGCUAGACCCCCUUGCCCCAUCUGAUGAUCCUGGAGGUGCAACGACUAGCAAGUUUCUUGUGUCAGAUGCGUACCUGGUUAGGAUGACUGAGAUCCUCACACAUAUUGUUACUGCGCUUGGAAAGGUGGACCUGGUUGACAAAUACAAGGCACAACAUUUGGACCUAAAGAGCGAGUUCCAGAGAGCUUGGACAACGGAUGGAGAGUUGGCAAAUAGGACCCAAACCGCUUACGCAUUGUCUGUGGGCUUUAAUCUCUUCAAGGAUGAAGGACAAAGACAAGAGGCAGCGGAAACAUUGCGUGAGAUCAUCCGAGAGAACGACUAUCUUGUCGGGACUGGAUUCGCAGGUACGUCGCCUCUCGGCUUCGCUUUGAAGGAUGCCAAUGCCACGGACGAUUUCUACCGAAUGCUCCUUCAGGAGAAGGUCCCUUCAUGGUUAUAUCAAGUCGCCAUGGGUGGUACAACGACCUGGGAAAGAUGGGACAGUCUCCUGCCGAACGGUACAGUCAACCCAGGCGAGAUGACCAGUUUCAAUCACUACUCUUUUGGGUCUGUUGCGACUUGGAUGCAUCAAGUCAUUGGGGGAAUUGCGCCCCUCGAGCCAGGUUAUAAGGUAAUCUCUAUUGCGCCUAUUCCAGGAGGAAACAUUACACAUGCAAGCGCAAAGCUUGUUACUGGAUAUGGUACAGUCUUGACGGAUUGGAACUUAACGGAUGCGGGAUUCCAUUUGAAAGUGAGGAUUCCACCAAACACUAAGGCUAAAAUCACCCUGCCUGCGACAGAUAAGACGGAAAUUGUUGGAUCUGGCUUACAUAAGUUUCACCAAUCGACCUGA
Molecule: messenger RNA, 2592 nt
Organism: Fusarium coffeatum
Lineage: Eukaryota; Fungi; Ascomycota; Sordariomycetes; Hypocreales; Nectriaceae
Exons: 1
Coding region: 1-2592 (863 amino acids)
Biological process (GO): carbohydrate metabolic process
Source: RefSeq, a predicted model, not a curated record